Molecule: messenger RNA, 1140 nt
Organism: Penicillium paradoxum
Lineage: Eukaryota; Fungi; Ascomycota; Eurotiomycetes; Eurotiales; Aspergillaceae
Product: fatty acid alpha-hydroxylase
Exons: 2
Coding region: 1-1140 (379 amino acids)
Biological process (GO): fatty acid metabolic process; lipid biosynthetic process
Cellular component (GO): membrane; endoplasmic reticulum
Molecular function (GO): heme binding; iron ion binding; fatty acid 2-hydroxylase activity
Source: RefSeq, a predicted model, not a curated record
AUGCCUGGGAGGGUUAUGCCAACGUUUACCUCGGCCGAAGUCCAAUCUCACAACAAUUCCAAGUCGUGCUACGUUACUUUGGGCCCCAAUGUUUACGAUGUCACCGACUUCGUCGAUGCGCACCCCGGCGGUGGUGAUCUGAUCUUGGAGUAUGCCGGUCAGGAUGUGACGGAAAUUUUGAAAGACGAGAUCUCCCACGCACACACCGAUGCUGCCUAUGAAAUUUUGGACGAGUACCGCGUUGGUCUCGUCUCAGAUGUCUCUACACCCACCAAAACCACCACAACCAAGACAACCAUCAUCGAAACGGUCACCGAAACCGAGUCAGGUCCCGUAUUUGCAACCACCGGGAUGUCGUGUGAGGAGGAUCUGUCGAUCGACACCGAUCCUAGCCAGGAUUUCAAGACCCACAAGUUCUUGGACUUGAACAAGCCGCUUUUGAUGCAGCUUUGGCGCAGCAACUUCACCAAGGAGUUCUACCUCGAGCAGAUCCAUCGGCCUCGUCACUAUCGGGGUGGAGAGUCCGCUCCGCUGUUCGGCAAUUUCCUCGAGCCUCUCAGCAAAACGGCGUGGUACGUGGUGCCAUGUGUCUGGUUGCCACCUGUCACCUAUGGAAUCAUACUCGGAGCUAGCGGGCUCGGAAGCCCAGCUGCCGCUGCCUCUUAUUUCUUCGGUGGUGUGGCUCUCUGGACUCUGAUCGAAUAUUUGAUGCACCGAUUCCUUUUCCACAUUGAUCACUGGCUUCCGGAUAACCGUGUCGGCCUGACACUCCAUUUCCUGCUUCACGGUAUCCACCACUACCUUCCGAUGGACAAAUAUCGUCUUGUCAUGCCACCAACAUUGUUUGUCGUUCUAGCUACCCCCUUCUGGAAGCUGGCCCAAUCAGUCUUCUAUUACAACUGGUAUGCGGCUCUGUCGGUGUACUGUGGUGGCGUCUUUGGUUACAUUUGCUAUGAUCUCACCCAUUAUUUCCUGCACCACCGCAGUCUCCCUUCGUACUACCAGGCACUCAAGAAGUACCACCUCCAGCACCAUUUCGCUGAUUUCGAGAAUGGAUUCGGAGUGACCAGUUCAUUCUGGGAUCGUGUGUUUGGCACCACAUUGGCGAUCCCCGCCCCGAAGGGCACAAAGGCUCAGUAA